GGCGCGCUGGGAGCUGUAGUCCUGGCGCGGGAGCUCCAACGGUGCGCACCGCUGCUGGCUGGGGGUGGUCUGGGCGGCACGCUCCCCUGCACCUCCUCCGCCCCAGGCACCCUGCCUGCCUGCCUGCCUGCCUCACAAAGCCCCGGUGGCUGCUGCUCCUGAGGCUGCUUCCCUCCUCCUCCUCCUCCUCCUCCUCCACCUCUUCUUCCUCCUGCGCCCCGUCCCUCCUCCUCCUCCUCCCCCCUCUCCCUCCUCCCCUCCUCCGCGGCCCGUCCCUCCCCCACUGGCUGCUUCGGCUCCUGCGGGUUGCUGCUUGUGCGAGUGAGGGGAGGCUGGAGCCCGAGGAACGGCAGCAGCGGCGGCGGCGCAGGAGAAGGCGACCGGGCGGAGGCGGCGGAGGGCGACCACGAGCAGGGCGACCACCCCCAGCAGGCGGGAGCCGGAGCCGCUGCCGACGCGGAGGAGAACCGCAGGAUUGUGGAAUGCAGUGAAGACCCCACCUGCCCCUCAGUCAUAGACGGACUACGUUGGGACUAUUUUCAACUGGAGGAUAUACUUCAUCUGUAAAAGAGUUUUCACGUCUUCCACAAUGAAUCCUGUUUACAGCCCCGUUCAACCUGGGGCUCCCUAUGGAAACCCUAAAAACAUGGCUUAUGCAGGUUAUCCUGCUGGAUAUCCCACGGCUGCUCCAACCUACAACCCAAACAUGUAUCCAACCACCAGCCCUGGCUAUGCCCCAGCGACACUUCUGAUGAAACAGGCCUGGCCUCAGACAUCGUCCUCUUGUGCCACUGAGGGUACCUUUCACCUCCCAGUGGACACUGGGACCGAGAGCAGAACCUACCAAGCUUCAGCAGCAGCAUUCAGCCUUGUUUCUUGUUACUCAACAGGGUACACUGCUGGAACUCCCUACAAAGUCCCUCCUACGCAGAGUAACAAUGCACCUCCUCCAUACUCUCCAUCUCCAAACCCUUACCAAACUGCUAUGUACCCCAUCCGAAGUGCCUAUCCACAGCAGAACCUGUAUGCCCAGGGAGCAUAUUACACACAGCCUGUGUAUGCGGCACAGCCUCACGUCAUCCAUCACACCACCGUGGUCCAGCCAAACAGCAUCCCGUCUGCUAUUUAUCCCGCCCCUGUGGCUGCCCCCAGGACAAACGGUGUGACCAUGGGAAUGGUUGCUGGGACCACCAUGGCAAUGUCAGCAGGCACUCUGUUGACUACCCCUCAACACACUGCAGUUGGAGCACAUCCAGUCUCAGUGCCAACAUAUAGGGCUCAAGGGACCCCUACCUACAGCUACGUACCUCCACAUUGGUAAUCCCAUUGGCCAAUCCACAUCUGGAGUCAAACAUUGUAUGCAACAACUCAAGUCUUACAUCGGUGUUGGAGUCACUGUCCCACGGCACCGAGUCUGUUAGCAAGAACAAAACCAAGUGCAAGGGUCACUUUAUGCAUUCUUUAGGAUUUUGAUUUAAAAAAAAAACUUCUAAAGUUUAUUUUAUAAAAGCCGCUUCCCCACCUCUGCCCCAACCUCUGGCCACCUCCUUUUGUUUUUCUUCCCCUGUUUUGCCCCUCAAAAUUGCCCCCCGCCAUCACCCCCUGUUGCUGAGCAAUACUUACGCUUUCUUCCAUCGCCUCUCCCCGUCCUCUCAGUUUGCGAUCGCAUUUCGCUCUUCUUCAGUCCAGUGUUGCAAACGUCUCCUGCUGUCGUGUGUUACAUUCACAGAGUCCAUUUUGGUUUUACUAGCAAGAGUGAUUGACGUUCAGGGUUACAGAGUGAAAAAGCACAGUGCUGGCAGGCCUAUUCCUUCCCAUUUCAGUUCCAUUUACACAUACAUAUAUAUCCAGUGUUGUUUCACGUUCCAUAACAUGAUACGAGAAAAUUGGUGUCUUCCAGUUAGGCAUUGGAGUCAGACUUAGAGUUCAUUGUCUGCAUUGAAACAUGGAGUUCAUUUUGUGGUGUGUGUUUUUUAAACAGGAGUAGGCAAGAGGAUGAACGACGCAUGACACCCUCUUGUGUGGGGAGAAGCCAGAAGGCUGCUCAUCAUCCAGAGAUUUUGCUUGUGUGUGUUUUUAAGUUGUGGGGGAAUCUCUCCUGCCCUACCUCUGCACAACGGGAAGAGGAAGAGACAGAGGGGUGGACUGCAAGCUAGCCUAGGAAAUGAACAAGGGGCCAUCUGCUGCUCUGAUGGUAAUUCCGCUGUAUUGCCAGUUCAGAGGGGAGAGACAUGCUAGCACUCGUUCGACAAGCAGGGCAGCUGUAGUGGCAGUGAAAAGGCUUUCCAGGUGUUGGUCUUGACUCACUGCUUCCACAGAGUGCAGUGGGCUGAGGGUGAGACUGAGGAGCUGGUGGCAUGGAAUGGAUGGGAUCUGCUUAAUGGCCUCCAGACGGAAUAAAAAUCUGAGCCUCUCAGCCAAUGUGCUUUGUCAGUGUGUCUCAUCUGGCACAUGCUGAAAGUGUCCAUGCUUUUUGGAUCCAGCCAACAACCCUCAUGCAUGAUGGCCUCACCCCACCGUUUCAGCACAAGCCACCCAAGCAGUUUUCCCAGCAUGCCAUGCGCUUACGUGAAUUGGCCCAAAUUUGUGGUGCGUGUGCCAGGAGAUGGGUGCACUGCUGCUUCUUCGUGCCAACCCGGGUGAAUUCAGUUCACCUCUCUAGCCUUACCAGUGGUUAGUGGAACAUCCCUGCUGGACAGAAGACGGAGAGGCAAUUGGUUUCAUUUUCAUUUCUGAAGUCCAACAUAAUUCAAUGGGAAGGUGUCCUCCUACUUACAGCAAAGGUCAACAUGGCGGAAGGACGAGAGUUCUCCCUGCUAGGGCACACCAGGGCAAGCAAGGGUGAAAUGUCUGAUAGCUCAAACCAGAGAGAGUGUCAGGAGACCACAUCUGCUGAAAACGAGCCCGGGCUGGCCAUCCCGAUCUGCAGCCUGGCUCCUAGCUAACUUGUCGCGAUGGCAAGUCUGAUGGCUUCUGACAAACUGUGUUCUGGAAAGAGCUUUAAUCUGAGCAGGGCUCCUUUCUGCUGCUCCUGCGACUAGCCAGGCUAAAAGGCAUUGGCCAGAAGCAGAACAGUUUGGGUAGAAAACUGCCAGUAAAUGGCAGGGCAGAGCUGAAAUCACCCCUGGCAUCUGUGGGGAUGGCUUAUGGCACGUUCCCAGUAUUUUAGACAACUGGGUCACUUUUUGGUUGCAGGCAUAUUCUCGGUGAGUUGUGGCUGGUUUCUGAAGAGCCAGAAUCCUGACUGUGGGGCAACUCAGUACCUAGGUGCUGUCAGUGUCGGAUCCUGACACCCACCAUGAUGACAGGCUGCAGGUAGCUGGAAGCAGAGCAGAGGCAGCGGGCUGGAUGGCGGCCAGAAGCCAACGCCAGCGGCUGAAGCCGAGUGCAGGGCCCCAGGGCCAGCAGGAGGGAGGCACAGGCUGCAGAACCGACCAGGAAGGGGCAGGAGACCGGAUGGGAAGUGCAAAGGGGCAGACGAGGGGCUCCCUCAACAACAAAUGACUAGAUUUUGGCAAGCAAAACAGGAUUGCUUGGUAUGACCCGAUGAGGGUGCUGGUCCAUGGUUGCUGCAUUCUGACUUGAGUUGCCUGCAGCCCUUUCUGCUGACCAGCUGCCUUGGUAAGCCAGGGAAUGAGGUCAGUUUCUGAUCAGCAAGGCUCCCACUUCGAGUCCUGUGGCAUCUUCCGCUGCCCAUGGCCAGCUAGUGGCCUUGGGGAACUUCACAAGUUAGACAAGAUGGUGGCAGGCAUUCCCUGCCCCCAGCGACUGGCACUCGGCUUCCAUCUCUGAGCAGGGAGGCUGUUUCUCGCUGACGUAGCCCCUGACAGAAGUGGCCAUUGCAACAUCCUGUGGCAGUGGAUGCUGUCGAUACUGGCCCCUAUCCCAAACAGAGUGGAGUGGAUUUAAGCCAACAAAAGUAGGAUUUCAUUGCUUUGUUCUCAGACAGGAAGGACCAUCGAGCUAAAGAAGAGAGUGGCAGACAGAUCUGAAAUUGCGCUUUCCAAGUAGCAGGAGUGGAGUGUGGAUGUCGGAGAGAUAAAGGGAGCCUCCCUACCCCCGUAUCCCUACGGUGCUUUGUGACUGCCAUGUGUUACGCUGUCUAUGGUGGUGUUUCAUUGGUGAUCAGAUCUUUGUCCUGGGCAUCCCAGAAGGAUGUGGUAGGUAAAGUCGGUUGUGAGAGUUUUCCCAGGCGGUGCCUUUUUAGUCCCUAAAGCCCUUUUGGAAAUGGUCAAUGCAGUAUCGAGAGAGGGCAGCACUUUUUAAACAGAGUGUAUAUCCUGAUCAUGGUGGCUGUUCCAUUCCAUGUACAGGCUUGGGAAAUUUAGCCGCCCCCCCCAAAAAAAAGUCAUUUGUCAAACCGCUCUGUGUCAUCAUUCUGAAUCCCCACACUGGAGUAAAAUUCUCUGUGCUCCUCCCCCAGCCCCCCCACAAGCUGUACCAAAAGGGGCCAGCUGUCAGCCUCUUCAGGCCAGCUCCAUAAUGAAGCUGUUGCACCAUCCCUGAGGCACCUCUCCACAAAGAGGUCAUAGGAAUGUCUACCAUUGGGAUGGCGGGAUUGGACGGCUGGGAGGCAGCCCUCCGGUCAUGGCUGCUUGCAUCCUCCUCAACCGCCUGGCAUAGGAUUUUGACCCUUUUUUGUGCAAAGGAAAUGCGUCCCUGGCACUGGUGGUUGCUUCUGGAGCACAUUCUGCUAUGUAGCAACGGACUUGACCAUUCCCUGCCCAAACGGGUGCUCUGCAAAGUGAGUAUGGCUGGAAAGGAGAAUGACCUGUGCUCAGUGGCCCAGUGUGCUUCAUGGCUGAACCAAGGGAGGAGCUUGCCUCCCCUGGGUCAAAGGGUGGGCAGUGGCCUUUCACGAGCGCGGCAGAUGUGGUCUCCUCUCCUGAGAUUGACCUCUGCCCAAGAAAGCCUGUGCAAGGUCAGAAAACCGACCUGACAACCCGUUCCGCUGUCUAGGCAGCGAGCAUGCAAGCAGCAUGCUGGUCGUGCGCAGGUUGUUCACAGCGGGGGUGAUCUGUUUCCUUUUAGCAAUGCCCUCCCCCCCCCCACCGGUGUGUGUACUCCUUUAAUUGCUCAUCUUCUGGCAGUUCUGGGCAGGAGCUCUGGGGCGCUGUAACCCGGCCUUAUGAAGGCAGUUUGAAGUAAUUGGGAUCCAAUGUUUAAUAGUGCAAGUAAUCUUGGGAGCUCUGUUUGUAUAUAGCUGUAUAGUAAAUCCUUUAAAAUUUGACUGGAAGGCAGUUGGAAGGAGGAAGCCGAAGGUUGAGAAGUGGUUGGCGGGGGGCAGCAGCGGGCCGUGGGGUGGCUUGUGCCGUUGGACGGGGGAGGAUGUUUGAGGUGAGGCUGGUUGCGGAGCUGGUGGAAAGAGGUGGCCGUCUGAGAGCAAUGCCUUUUGCUGCUUCUGUUGGGGCUGUGUUGUGUUGUUGUCGUCAUUAUUAUUAUUAUUUGUACAUUUCAAGACUCCAUCAUUCAUUGACAGAGACUAAUACCCCUCACCCCAUGAAUAAGGAAACUGAGAAAGCAUUGUAACAACCCCUACCAAUGCUGGUUCCUGCUCUUGACUUGACCCCACAGAUACCCUCGCUUUAAAACAUGUGCUGUGAUGCAAGCCUUGGAAACGCAAAGAAUGCAUAGUUUUUGUUUCACUGGCCCAAACCCACGUUGAAGAACCUUGGAGGUGCCUCCCCAGCGGCAACUCCAGGAAAACUGAACUGUGUGUACCGAGUAUUUGCUCCUGUAUUUUAUGAACCAUAAUAACCUAGUCAGGUUUUUUUUGUUGGUUUUGUUUUGUUUUGUUUUGUUUUUGCAGUUCAGAUAUGUAAUUUAAAAGGCGCUUUUUACCAUAAGUGUUAUUUAAGUUUUCGUUUUUAAUGAUUGAUGUUUAUUAUUCUUCACUAGAGGAACUUUAUGGCUGAACUGGCUGGAAGCUUCUCUGAGCUCCAGGAAGCACUUCAGAACACAAGUCUGUGGGCUUUCGGUGAUGCACAGGAGUUGGGUGCCUCCCCCUCCCCCCUUUCAAAGUGCUAAGACUAUAAAACAAAACACUAAGUUGGCCAAGACGCAAUUGACUCCACUGAGACAGCCAUUCCUUGAUGUGCACUGUGUGAAUUCAGAAGACUGGAUUUUUCAUGUGUGGUGAUUGCAGUUAUCACAGAGAUGGCUGUGGUCAUUAGACUCACUGUGGUAUAAUCCUGAGGGGUUCAGGUCAUCAGGAAGGAAUCCCCCAUGUGGUCACUGUUAAUGUCACCACAUGGCCAUCUGAAUUCAAUUAUUGUAGACCCAGUCCACUCAAAAUACCCUCCCCACCACCACUACCACUCUGGGCCUUUCCAGACGCCCCCAAACUCUGCAUAUUUGAUUUUAGUGGGAUUCUGUCGCUUGCCCCAGUCACGUGGUAUUGGUGCUGUUGCCCAUCUGUGUGUGACACAUGGAGUCUAAACGCUAGAAAACAUUACAGUAAAUGCGGCGGUGUUGGUGGUCAGAUUUCCCCAGCAAAAGUUGGGUUGCAUUUUGAGUGCUAGGAACAUUUGAGUGCCUUGCCACAAAAGCAGUCCCAUGAAGAAAGACAUCUGAAUCCUCUGUAGCAACUGAUCUAACAACUGUGCAUGUUUCACAUGGCCAUGUGCACACCCUCAAAGGAACUCUGCAAAAGCACUCACGUUAAAUUGAGUGAUGUUCUGGGUUCUAGUUCCACAUGUGCAUAGAUCCACAGUCCUCUGCGCGUGCCCAGAGGACUCUCGUUCUGAGCUGUGGUGGAGCACAGCAGCUGCCUUGCUGGAUUACAGCUGGUGGGAAUGUACUGGUGGUGAAUCCUGGAGGAACAGCUGAAUGGCCUUUUUGAGCACUCCUGCAGCUUUGUAGCCAUUUCUUUUGAAGAGAUUCAUCUCAUUUGCUCUCGUGCCAUAAAUAAUUUUGUUCAGGUGAAGUUAAAUCUUUGCUCGUGUGCUCUCUCUAAUUAUUAUUAUUAAAACAGACAAAAAACCCAACUCCGAGCUAGAAAAUCCCUCUUAGAGAGUUACGGAACAAAUCCACCAGCCUAAACCAGCAACAAGGACCACGGGGUAUCAUGCGAUUGCCUUUUUAAAAUCUCCUAGGCUGUUCUAAGUGCAGACAGCAGUUUCACUCUGCUUCACGGGACAGAGAAGAAAUUCUGGGACAGGGGAAAGGCCGGUGUCUCGUAUGUUAAAUCCAGUUUACAUUUUUCAUCUUACACUCGCCAGUGCUUUGUGGGACCAUUCUGGUAUGACCGCAGUUUGCCGUGCCAAAUUGGGUGUUGACAUUCCUUUAAAAUUUGGAUUGUGUCUGUUCUCACAGUGUUUUUAGGGCUUUGAAUCUGCACUUGCUCAAGCACAUGAGUGCUCAAAGUGACCUCUGAUUAUCCGCUCAGUUGGUAGGAUCUGGGCAGAAUCAAGUCUUUUAGCUGGAUAAUUUUCCUGCCAUGUGCUAUGGGACUCCUUUAAGUCAUCUUCAACAGAGUAAUGCUUUGUGACAACCUGUUUAUCACAGUUGUAUUCCACCCUUCCUCCAAGGUGCUCAGAGUGGUGUAUAUGGGGAAUUGUCUUAAUUCUGUCUCACAACAACCCUGUGAGGUAGGUUAGACUGAGAGAUGGUGACUAGCCCAAUAUAUAUUCUAUUGCUGAGUAGGGAUUUGAACCCAGGUUUCCCCAAUUUUGCACUCUUAUCUACCGCACCACACUUACUCUCCACUGACUGACAAAAAACACACCACACAAGAUUGUUCUAGUUAGCGAUGCCACUUCUGGAUAUAAAGUUUCUGUAUCUUUUUAAGGGCUCUGUCUGGAUCAGCACGGCUGGCCUAGGUGUUCUCAUAGUGAUUCAGCAAGGCAGAGCUGUGUGGGGUAGCUGAAUGGUUUAAACCAUGGAUACUCAAACGUGGGUCCCCAGAUGUUGGGCUGCAGCCAGUGUUGCUCCUAACAGGGAUUCCCAGAUGUUGUUGACUACAUCUCCUCGAAUCCCUAGCUGCAACAGCUUUUGCUUGGGGAUUAUGGGAGUUGUGGUCAACAACAUCUGGGAAUCCCUGUUAGAGGGAACACUGGCUACAACACCCAUCAUCCCCUGCUGCAAUGGCCAGAGAGAAGCCCUGGUUUAAAGACUAGGUUGAAAGAAGCCAAGCCUAUGUAUGCUUCUGCUUGAUCUUGGAGCCUUAAAGGCCAAUCCUCAGUAAAGACACUUACAGGCAGCACCGGGACAGCUAAGAUUCAUGGCAGUUUUUGCUGUGGCUCCAGGUUGUCUGAGGUGCCAGAUCUUUGUUUCGAUACUUCAUAGUCACAUUCACAAGAAGCAUCAUACGGCCCAUAUGGAAGCCAAGACUGGAGCUUGUUACCAGUGUAAGCAUCUUUUGGAUUUGAGGUAUCAGAUUUGUUUCUGAAGUUUUCUACUGGAGCUGGCCGUAGUACAUAAGAGCCCUAUACCGCAGGGCAAUGUUUGUGCUGUAGUCCAGGGAAGCUCCUUCAGUACAAAAUAUUGCUGUUUGGAAAAAUGGGGGCCCCUGCAGCCGCAACACAGGGGUGGAGGGGGAAGGGAUGAGAAUGGCGGGCAACACAUGAGAGCGAAGUGUGCACUUACUGUGAAAAGGUGGAGUGUCCAGAAAGAGCCUCAGAAACCAGAAGGCUCCUUCUACCACUUGCUUUUGCGAUAUCCAGAGAAGAGCCUCCUCGGUCCUACUGAUGGGGGUCAGGGGUUGGCCAGCUGUCAUAUAUGUGGACUGUGGACAGUCCAGGGCCAGCCUAUUAGUGAACACAGCAAGAAACAGAGUAAUGGUGGGCUGCUGUGGAGUAGCAUAAGUGAGACUCCGAACUGACAGGCUUCACUUUCCCCUGGAUGUUCUUCUGUUGAGGCUUCUUCCCUCUCCCCUGCCUGGUAACAUCCUAACUUUGAAAGUUAGUUUCAUGUUUUGCUUACGCAAAUAGCAGAAUUUGAAACCAGUUCCCCUCACUUCAGUAGUGAUCAGCUGUGGCUGCCAUUAAAAAUAUAGACAGUCCUUUAACACCCCUAAGCUUCAUUCAGAUUUGAUAACACAUGACAAAGAAAUUCUGUUCCUGGGAUGUAAAACUUUAUGUGGGUAGGGAGACGCAAGGGGUUCUGGGGUUUUAAUUUUUUUAGAUUUAAUUACAAACUCAGCAGGUUGGAUAACCUGGUUUUUAAAUUGUAUUAAAAAUUCAGCAAAAACACACACACCACAACAAUUAGAAAAAAAAGUCUUCCAAGUUUUAAAUCCAAUAACUUAAUGAGCAAGAGCACCAAGCCUUUGAGUGUGAAUCAGAAAGCCCCACAGCCUCCACUUGUGAAUAUGAAGUGUAAAUCUGUGUUACUAUGAUUAUGAUUUUGUUCUGAGGAUCAAUUAGUGAUUUCCCUGACAGAUUUAAGCCAAGAGUUUGUAACUGUAUGAUAUUUACUGUAAGAUGUAGAACAUUGGAUAACUAUUAAAAUGUUUCCAAAAAAUCA
Molecule: messenger RNA, 9465 nt
Organism: Hemicordylus capensis (graceful crag lizard)
Lineage: Eukaryota; Metazoa; Chordata; Lepidosauria; Squamata; Cordylidae
Gene: FAM168A
Product: family with sequence similarity 168 member A
Exons: 9
Coding region: 590-1321 (243 amino acids)
Biological process (GO): positive regulation of base-excision repair
Source: RefSeq, a predicted model, not a curated record